UUCGGUAUAAAAGACGAUGAGGUAAAGAACCAUAUUUAUUGGCUAUAUGGUACCUAAGAUGACAACAUCUAUUGAAGAAGCUAUAAAAACUCCCAAUAGCGCAUAUCCUAACUUGGAACAGCGACUAGAGACGUAUAUGCGAAGAAUUUGUGGCCUCAAGAAUAUCUAUACACAGAAUGAGUAUGAUCCAAAUGAAGUGGAAUAUUUUGGAGUCCUAAGCUUGAGAGAUGCACGAGCUCCUCGUCGAAAGUUGUGGUAUAUGUACUACGCGACAACGGAUCAAUUGGACACUACUGUGGAUCGGAUCCAUCGUAAAUAUGGUCAAAAGAAUAUGUACGAGCUCUUCAGAAAGCCAGUAUAUAGUGGGGUCGGAAUGAGAUCACGUGUUAAAUACCACUUUGGAGGACUAAAGUGGUAUGUUAAAGGAAAUAUUUUGGAGGCGCCUCCCGAAAGCUCCUAUAAUGAUGAAAAGGUGGUGAACACAAUCGCAGACUUGUACCAGGCUGAAAGGCGAAAAUAUUACGAUUACUUAGCAUCUGCGAAUGAUCGUUAUAAGAAAUGGACAUAUUAUCCUCUUAAUGCGUAAUAGAUGCUUGUGUUGCAUCUACAUAUAAGAUUCAAUUAGAAUAAGCUAUAAAUACAAGACUGUAAAUAAAAACUAA
Molecule: messenger RNA, 662 nt
Organism: Drosophila eugracilis
Lineage: Eukaryota; Metazoa; Arthropoda; Insecta; Diptera; Drosophilidae
Exons: 2
Coding region: 47-586 (179 amino acids)
Source: RefSeq, a predicted model, not a curated record